Molecule: messenger RNA, 813 nt
Organism: Cordyceps fumosorosea ARSEF 2679
Lineage: Eukaryota; Fungi; Ascomycota; Sordariomycetes; Hypocreales; Cordycipitaceae
Exons: 3
Coding region: 1-813 (270 amino acids)
Cellular component (GO): cytoplasm
Source: RefSeq, a predicted model, not a curated record
AUGGCGGACAGAAAAGCCAUGGUGGUUGCCAUCUCCGGCUGCUCAUCAAGCGGCAAGACGACGCUCUCACGGCUUCUACGGGACAUCUUCCCAAACACCUUUAUCCUUCACGAGGAUGACUUUUACAAGACGGAUAAAGACAUUCCCAUGAAGAAUGGCGUCGCGGACUGGGACUGCGCGGAAGCAAUCGACAUCCCCGCCAUGACCGAAGCCGUGGCAUACGUCCGCCAGCACGGCCACGUUCCACCCACGUUGAACUCCAUCGAGGACCAAAACUCCGUCGGCGCCUGCCCCGUGCCCGAGCCUCUCAUCGCCGCGCUCAAAGGCAAGGUCUCCUCCGCCCUCCCCGCGCAGCACCCCCUCCCCGCGCAGCACCCCCUCCCCGCGCAGCACCCCCUCCCCGCGCAGCACCCCCUCCUCCGGCCCGGCCUGCGGCUGUGCCUGCUGGACGGGUUCCUGCUGUACAGCCGGUCGAUGGCCGCGCUGGGGCGCUCGCUGGACGUCAAGGUGCUGCUGCGGGCGUCGCAUGCGCGGGCCAAGGCGCGCCGCGAGGCGCGCGACGGGUACGUCACGCUCGAGGGCUUCUGGAGGGACCCGCCGGGGUACGUGGACGAGGUGGUGUGGCCCAACUAUGUUGAGGAGCACGCGUGGCUGUUUGAGGGGGGAGACGUGGAGGGGAGGUACAGGGAGGAGGUGCUCCGCGAGGAGGGCAUAAGGGUGCCGGGCGGAGGAGCGCUGGAUGCGGACUUGGCGGAGACGCUGGAGUGGCUGGUGGACAUAAUACUGGAGGAACUGGAAAAGUACAAGGAGUGA